CUCCAUUCUUCUUCUGUAGAGAGAGCACUGUGAUGACACUUCAACUUACCAAACAACUCCAUUGUUGAUCCGAGCACCAUAUCGAGUGUGAAUGGGAUCAGAUGCUGUGGUGAUGUAGUUGAUACCUGGAGCUACCCUAAUGGAUCGAUUAUCAGAUUGAGAGGAGACCUUCUUGUAGUUACUACCACAUCAUUGUGUGUUCAGAUGCAUUUAGAGACUGGUUCUAGGUUCAGUGAAUUCACAGUACAAGCUGAGGGUGUGUACACUUGCAACACUCGAGACUCUGAUGGCCCACAGCAAUUGUUCAUUGGCAUCUACACAACAGACAAUUAUCAAAACUCAUGUAGGUAUACUCUGUCUAUUGAUUCAUUAUGCCUCGAGGCGUAGCCGCACGAGGGAUACGGUAAAGCUGACUGUGUGUGUGUCUGUGUGUGUGUCUGUGUGUGUAUUCCAGCAGUAACUGCUCAACGGUUGCAAUGCGACGAAAACUAACAGCUUCUAUAGGCUUCUAGCCACGUUCUCUUGGAUUUUGAUUCGUGGAUUAGCAAACUAAAGCUCCUUUCUCGAGUUAUGGCUAGUUUGACUCACAUUGAAGGCUGUUGCAGUCUCUUCAGAAUCUUUCAUAGCAUCAUCUGUCUGCACAAACUUUCUAUUCAACAUAUGAGUUAGCCUUGCACUAAAGCGCUAGCUUUUUGUUAGCUACAAUACUCAGAAAAUAUCUGUUAAAACAGCUAGCUAGCAGUAGCCAUUAUUUUUUGUGAAAUUGAUCUCUUUGGACACACCCUUUAAUUAUUCCUGUGGAUGUAAUGCGCAUGCGCGCUCAUUCCCCAUGUGAGAAAUAAUAUCCAAGAUCCAGAUCUAGAUCCUCCUGGCAGAAUCAUCUUUGUCUUGAGGGCCUGGUAAGUCACAAAACACUAUCAUAUAACAAUAUAGAUAACAAUAAUUAUGCAUGUACACAGAUCUUUUCUUCUUAGAUAUUAUAUACACUGAACUGGAUCCUGGAAGAAUCAAUUUUCUUCUUUCUUGAGGUCCUGGUAAGCCACAUAAUACAAUAAAUAAUAACAACAAUAGAUGCAUAUAAAUAAGUCUUUUCUUCUCAGUGACUUUAUAUAGAUAAGCUACCUUUAAUAUAAAAUUCAUUAUAGAAACUAAUAUAACACUAUAAUACUUUUGAGCGAAAGCAAAAACAUGGCGAGAGGCAUUAGCACAGCGCCAGCUUGAACACUAGUUUGUUCAUUAACACAGCCGGACCAGUUCUCACGGACAAUGUCACAGUGGAGCUACUCUCCUCCCACGUCCACUACCCGCCCUCAUUCUCACUCCAUUGCCCCACAACCAGCUACCCUCCAACUACCGUCGUUUGGUCACUGGAUAGAGCAGGCAACAACCUUAAUCUUUUAAGCACCAACUCGUUUAGUCAGACAGACAAACUCGCAACCAAUUACAACAAUAGUUUAACAGUCAAUGAUUUCACAAUUUCAGGAAGACUAACCUUCACUUGUACUGUCACCAAUAGCAGAGGGUCAAUGAAUGCCAGCAGGACUCUACUUGUUCCGUCUGGUAUCCCUACUGAUCUAAGUGUGGAUACCCCUGGAAACAAUGAGGUGAUAGUGAAAUGGAUCCUCCUGAGAAUGUACUGGGCUACACGAUGGCCUACACCACUGGAAAUUCCACUGGCUUCAAGUUUUUUGAUGACUAUAUUGGCGACAAUGCUACAUUGAUGGACGUAAUAGCUGGUGAGAAGUAUUCCAUCAGGAUGCAGGCUUUUGGUGAUUUUGGAAUUCCCGGCCGCAACAGUAGACCAAUUGCAAUCACCCUCCGAGCUGGACCUGUCCUCUCCAUUGGUGUCACCAAUCGCUCCUCCACCAGUAUCGACGUGCAGUGGAUCAUAGUUAACACAACUGACAUCAUCACUGGUUUCCAAGUAUCUUACGCCCCCCGGAACAAUAAGUGUAUAGGGAUCAGGUCGGACAGGCAGGUGGUGGUUGGAGGGCAGGCCAGACAUCACUCUCUCACUGUGUUACAAGAAGGUGUGGAGUAUAAUAUCACUGUGCAGGCCAGAGGAGAGCAGGGCUAUGGGAAGCACUCUACUCUUAUAGUAGGAACAACCCUCGAUGCUGUGCCCACAGCUCCACCCAUGAAUGUUACUUCCGUGCUCUCAGUGUCAGGGAUAGUAGUGUCCUGGUUGAAAACUCCUUGCGAACACAUCAACUCACUGGCAGGUCUCAUUGGCUUUAUGGUGCGGUACAGACCUAAGGGUGAGGGGUGGCUGGAACCUGAGCAUAUCAACAACACAGCUGCUAGGAAUGUUAUCAUCACUACUGGAAUCAUCGUACUGGUGUAUGACUUUCAAGUGGCAGCUGUGAAUACAAAGGGUGUUGGUCCCUACAGCUCAUCAGUGACUCCCUCGGUAGUCCCAACUGAAGAGAGCGGCACAACAGAGAGCGGCACAACAGAGAGCGGCACAACAGAGAGCGGCACAACAGAGAGCAGCACAACAGAGAGCAGCACAACAGAGAGCAGCACAACCGAGACAGAGAGCAGCACAACAGAGACAGAGAGCAGCACAACAGAGAGCAGCACAACUGAGACAGAGAGCAGCACAACAGAGACAGAGAGCAGCACAACAGAGAGCGGCACAACAGAGAGCGGCACAACAGAGAGCGGCACAACAGAGACAGAGAGCAGCACAACAGAGACAGAGAGCAACACAACAGAGACAGAGAGCAGCACAACAGAGACAGAGAGCAGCACAACAGAGAGCAGCACAACAGAGAGCAGCACAACAGAGAGCAUUCUAGAUACAGGGACUGUUGCUGCUAUUGGGAUAAUCAUCGUGGUGAUCAUUCUUGUUGUGACAGUGGGAGUGAUAGCUGUGCUCUAUUGUGUGUGGAAACACAAAACAAGAGCAAUAUUUGGAAUUUAUGGUGAUCCUUCUUCAAAAAUUCCAAUGGAAGAAUGUCAAGCUUAUGCAGUACUAGCACAACAAAGAAGCGGUAGUGGAAAACCAGACCAAUCAAACGGUUCAGAAGAAGAAGAACAUGUGUAUGAGUAUAUGGACCCUUUAUGAGAAUUAUAGCAAGUCCAUCAUUUAGUUUACAGUGUUGUAUCUGUGUUUGUUUGUACAGUGAUAUCUGUUUGCAUAAUAAAUGAUGUUUCCUAUUGUUGUA
Molecule: messenger RNA, 3170 nt
Organism: Halichondria panicea
Lineage: Eukaryota; Metazoa; Porifera; Demospongiae; Suberitida; Halichondriidae
Product: receptor-type tyrosine-protein phosphatase S-like
Exons: 8
Coding region: 1616-3070 (484 amino acids)
Biological process (GO): cell-cell adhesion
Molecular function (GO): protein binding
Source: RefSeq, a predicted model, not a curated record